This is a messenger RNA of Rotaria sp. Silwood2, 432 nucleotides long. The record is from the annotation of a GenBank genome assembly. NCBI's taxonomy places the organism in Eukaryota, Metazoa, Rotifera, Eurotatoria, Philodinida, Philodinidae.
AUGGAUGAUCUUACGGGACAAGAAAUUCAAUACAAAUUAAAAUCCAAAGCUUUUGAAUUAGUUAAAAACGAAAAAGGUAACAAUGUAAUAUGGAAAAGCGAUGCGUCUUUAAUUGAGAAAACGAAUGAAUAUGAUGCAACUCAUUUACUGGAAGGAUGGGCAGCAUGUAAUCAUUGUUAUAUGGCUUAUAGAACACAUUCUAAAAAGAAUGCUGAUGGUAAGCGAAAAAAUGUUGGAUUAAAUGGUAUACAUGAUCAUUUAAAAAAUCGUAAAUGGAAACCAAAAAUGAAUUCAACUAAUAAUCAAGGAGAAAAGGUUCAAACAACAACAUCUGUUGUUCAACCCAAAUUCGCUUUCCACAAAAAUACAUUAUCAGAAAAAUAUAAAUUAAAACUUAAAUGCGCUGAGCUAAAAUUUAUUGUUGCUGGUUGA